GGGUUUAAAGUGAUAACCAGGAAGCAGGGCUGGGUGCUUGCUGGGGGGAAGGGCUGUCACAGCUGAUCAGGGGGUGAGGGCGUCCAGAGGUUCCACUGAAUGCCCCUCACCCCCAGCCUGGGGAUGGCUUGUGUCCACACAGGUUAUAAAAGGCUCAGGGGCUGGUCAGUUUAGGAGAUAAGCUGAACUUUGAAUGCUGGCAGGUGGUGCUUUGCCAUCCCACUUGGACUGCUGUGGAGGACUGAGUAAUUUGGAUUAUAGCAAGUACAACCCCUUGGAGAGACACCGUCCUAAUGACUUGAAAUUAGACGAAGGUUUCUAACCAUCAGAGGAGUGAAGUUCUGGAACAGCCUUCCAAGGGAAGCAGUGGGGGCAAAAGAUCUAUCUGGCUUCAAGAUUAAGCUCGAUAAGUUUAUGGAGGAGAAGGAGACACUUGACUGAAAGGAGGACUGGUCUAGCCUCGUGUCCACAAGUCAAGGACCGCCACAAGGUUGAUUCCUCAGCCAUGACACUGCUGCUCGGCUAUGUCAAAAUGACCGAUUCCACCUUCGCUGCUGCUGUCCUUUGCAUUGCUUUUAACCCGCUUUUCUGGAACGUGGUAGCAAGAUGGGAACACAAAACCCGAGUUCUCAGUAGAGUCUGUGGCUCUCCAUAUACUGCAUGUUACUGCCUGGGCGCUGUCAUCCUGCUGCUUAACUUUAUACGGAGCCAUUGCUUCACGGAAGCCAUGAGGAGCCAGCCGAAGCUGGAAGGUCUGGAUUGCCUUUCUGUCUACUGCGCAGGCUUGGCUGUUCUGGGAAUAGGGUUCUUGUUUGUCAUCUCCAGUUUUUUAGCACUGGGAUUCAUCGGGACAUUUUUGGGCGAUUACUUCGGCAUCCUGAAGGAGGAGAAAGUGACAAGCUUCCCUUUUAAUGUAAUGGACAAUCCCAUGUACUGGGGAAGCACUGCCUGCUACCUUGGCUGGUCCAUCAUGCAUGCGAGCCCAGCUGGCCUUUUACUGACAGCUGUAGUGGCGGUUUCUUAUAUGAUUGCAAUGCUGUAUGAGGGACCCUUCACAGAAGAAAUCUAUCAGCAGAAACAGAAGGCGGCAAAGAACAAAUAGCAGCAGCAGGUGUGUUUGCAGAGAACUGAGGAGAGAACAGGAGCUGGGAGAUUUCAAUGAAGGGAGUCGGUCUGCUGGGCCAUUCACCUGUGCAAGAUAAUUUGACGGGAAAAGAGAACUCAGCCUGCUGUCUAAUUAUGCCCUUCCCCAAGCUUUGCAUUCGCUGACUCUUUCUAAUCCCUCACUCUAGUUCUCAAGAGAUUUUCAACUUCAAACCCCCACAAAAUCCAGCUAGGAGGGUUUCUUCACAAUGAGUUUUGUUCCCACUUCCUAGUUGGUUCCAAAACAGCCAAGGCUAAAGUGUUUUGAUUAUAGGCUUGAACGUGAAAGAAAGGCAAAACCGGCAGGGAACCUUGAAGUUAAACGUUUAACCUCUAUAAAUCCGCAAGAAAAACCCAGCUACUGCAUGAGGCCGAGCUUCAAAUGUAACAGGUAAAGCCAUGCCUGACUGCUCCUUUGCAAGUGGAGAUCAGGUCAUUCCAGACACACAUUUGCACAUGCUUGUGUUACGAAAAUUUAGCCCAAGCAGCCUGAUUUUUAGACUUGCAUGUGUAACGGCCUGUUCCAAAAGGCUUGUGCAAGUACCUGGCUGGUCUGCAUGUGCAGUUACUGCCAUUGCACCUUUUGCUAGUCUUAAAUUCACCAAAAUUUGCUCGAGAUUUUCAAAAGUGACUAGUGAUUUUGGAGGCCACCAUUUUUGGAUGCCCAGAGUGAGACAUCUUAAAGGGCCUGCUGGUCAGGAAGUGCUGAGUGGCCAUCUGGCCCCCUCAACAUGCCUCAAGUUGGGCACUCAAAAUCACUAGUCAUUUUUGCUAGUCUUGGCCAAAGUUCGCUUAAGCUUCCAGCCUACUCUCUAGCAUCAAUGCGUAUCAGAUUAGACCUGCCGCUGGUCCCCCAAAGCAUGCCUCAUCGCAGCCAAAGGGAGCCAUGCGAAAAACGGUUCUCCAAAGAAUUGUCCCUUUUUCACUUGCAAACACCGGAAGUUGGAGAAUCCCAGGAUCUUGGUGUGGAUCUGAGAGGUGCUCAGAUGGUGGUGAUGUAACAGUCUUUUUUAUUUUUCUCUCUUUCUCCUUUGUGAGACAAGUUUCUCGGGUUGCUCCACACACAGCUUGGUUUGCUGGUCCUCUGGGUGUGUGAUUUGCCUGUUUUCCCUUUGAAAUGUAUCUUGCUAAUUAGCCAAACAAACCCCGUCCUUCCAAUGAAUUAUACCACGACAGUUGUAACAAUCAGAGAAACAGCCAGAAUAAGAGAGCUAAAAGCACUCAUGGGGACCCACAGUGUAGCUCAGUCUGCCCCUUAUGUCUCCUCCUUUUGUCCUGGCUCACAAAAUCUGCAGCAGAUACACAAAGAAAGUAGCCAAGAAGAAAGAGAUUAUCUUGGAGGACUAUCAUGCAGCAGCUUUCAACCUUUCUCCCCCGCAUCUUGGGAGGUAGCAAAACCAGAUUUUAGAGACCAGCAAAACAAAACAAAAAACUCCCAGCAAAACACAAGCCAGCUGUAUUUUCUAACUAAAGGGCCCAUGAAAUAGUAAACAGGGCCUUGGGGGGACAUUUGUAAAUAGUUUCUCAGGACAGCAGUCGCCUAUUCCAGCUAAUCUUUCAUGCAGAUGUCCCUGGAAUGAGACUGUUAAGUAGAGUGACUUUCAAAAGGCUGUACAGUAUUGAUGUCCGAAGUAUUCAGCUGACACUGUGCACUUUUAAUACGGUGCAUUUAAUCUAGGCAUGAGCUGUAAUUGCAUUGCUUGAAAAGUCGACACCUCUGAAUUUGGCAGGCAUCCCCGUUUCUCUAAAUCCUGUGGUGACUUUGCAAAUAGCCUCUAUUGUGAAGGAGCGUGAAACACAUCGUGACUCCGCCAGUCAGUUGGGGCAGAAGUUCCACCCUCACGGAUCAGCUGGUGUCCCACAGAAGGUGGCGCUCUGCUGUGUUUGAACAAACUCGCCCAACAACGGAGGAGGAAGGGGAGGGGUCUGCAAAGCACUGGGAUCAUGUGACACAUCCCAGGGGAGAAGGGUGAGAGAGAGAGCACCGUGCGAUGAGCGUAUUUCACCAGGGGGAAAUAAUGCAGGCACCUCCGAAAAGGGAAGAUGGCAGUGUUGGCGGGGGAGUAGUGCAAGGGGCUGGCAAUCGGGGCUCCUGAGUGCCUGAACUCUGCCACUCGCUCAGUGGAAGUUAGGCAUCUAAAUACCUUUGAAGAUCUGGGCCUUAGGGCUCAGUUAGAACUGUUGAGCCCCGGUAACUCCAGUUGCAAUCUAGGGGAGCUGCAGGUGCUCAGCCCCCCGACCAAUCGUGGCCUGUGCCUCCCGUCGGUAACGCUGACCCUUCCCUCACAGGGCUUUUGUGAGGCUUAAUUUAAAUUAAUGUUCGGAAAGCGUGUGAGAUGUUGGGCUGGAAGGUGUCAUGGAAGGGCACUGUGUCAAUCUGGAAAAGGGUUCAUGCAGAGAAUAGAGCCCUGAUUCAUUGUAGUCUCUGUUGAGCUGCCUUUUGGUUGUCUCAUGCCCUGUCUUUUUGUUCCACUCAUCGACUUGCUACAUCUUUAUUGACGGGAAUGAUUGAUGGCAGUGUAGGGACAGUGUCUACUUGUUUGGUGCUUGAUCAAAGGGCAGGCAGGGUUCACUGUGCAGAGUGAAAGCUCAUCAGACCCCCUCAUCUCUCUCUCUCUCACUCACUCACACUCCCACAAACACACACACACACACACAUUCUCUUUCUCUGCUACAAAAUGUUGUACCCUGGAUGAAGCAAAUGACCUCAGACAGUGUUGCCGAAGCAUGGCGCCCCAAGAGGAAUGUUCCACUUUUCCUCCAGUCCUUUCUGCAGAGAGGCUGCAUUCCUGACUGCCUUUCCCACUGCACACUGCCGAUGCUAAUGAUCUUUUCAUCUCUGUCCCGCUGGGGGUUUUUUAGGUUAUCUUUCUUCUUCCCUGUUGUUUUCAUUAGCACUGAGCCAUUCAGCCAUCCCCUCUGCACACCAGGGAUUGAAAUCUUAUCCCUGGUGUCUAGUUAUUCAAAAGAUACUAGGGUUCAAAUUCAUUCUGAAUGGGAAUGGCGAAGGGUUAAAGCUCCCAGCCUGAGUGAAUGAUGUUUAUGGGCUCCUGUGAUGGUUAGAGGCACUUUGAGAAGAAAGCCAUGUGAAGAGUCAGUUAUAGUGAGAGAAUCGAACGCAGCGCGAAGGGGAGCUUGCGUUGUUAUUGAGGGGAAUUGGGGUUAAAACUAGAGAUUGGGAGUUAGGGCUUCUGGGUUCCUAGGACACCACUGACCUACUCCAUGAUCUCAGGAAAGUCACUUAAUCUCUCCAUACCUUCGCACCCCCAUUUGUGCAGUAGAAGUAAUAAUAAACCCACUGCCCAGCAUUGUUGUGAGUGUUAAGUAAUGUUUGUAAAGCACUGAGAUCGUUGGCUGGAAAGAACUUCAACACUUGGUAUAACUGAGCAUGAUAAUAUCCUUAGUAAAUUACAGUCAUCCUCUUACUCCCUGUAUUGUCUGUCAUCGUGAGUCUGCUGCCACCCUGGGUUCCUCCUGGAUUUCUUCUCUCAGUUGCAUCCAAACAGUCUAACAUUCACCUGAUUUAUUUCCUCUGCACAUUUCACUUCAAGUCUCUGAAACGCCUCACCUCUCUUCGCUUUUCCUUUCUGAACUUGCUCCAGCCUCCAGGAACCUUUGCGCGGGUGCCAGGAAGGAGGGGGGAAAUUGCCAUGGCACAAAUGCUGUUUUUUCUGCAAAUAAAAUGAAACCCCCAAACUGUGCCAGACAAUGUGUCGCCUACUGGUGGUCCUGUUUCCUCCUCUUGAGUUCACCCCUGUAAACCAGUGGAACGUGCUGUAGCUUUCGCAUGGUUGUGAUUUGCUCCAUUCCCUUUAUAAGUCACUGCCCUGAUAGUACCAAAAGAGAAUUAAAUCCGUUUUUGAAUCAAAA
Messenger RNA from Chelonia mydas (Green sea turtle), 5013 nucleotides. It is a transcript of the gene PEMT, whose product is annotated as phosphatidylethanolamine N-methyltransferase. Bases 506 to 1102 code for a protein of 198 amino acids. Gene Ontology annotation, molecular function: phosphatidylethanolamine N-methyltransferase activity. Gene Ontology annotation, biological process: phosphatidylcholine biosynthetic process. Lineage: Eukaryota; Metazoa; Chordata; Testudines; Cheloniidae. The transcript has 9 exons. The record is from RefSeq and is a predicted model, not a curated record.